Molecule: messenger RNA, 828 nt
Organism: Suillus plorans
Lineage: Eukaryota; Fungi; Basidiomycota; Agaricomycetes; Boletales; Suillaceae
Exons: 3
Molecular function (GO): protein binding
Source: RefSeq, a predicted model, not a curated record
GUCUCUCACCUGAACAAUGCUGUAGAGCAUUUUCAGUUGGUUCUGGACCAGUGUCCGGUCAGCCAUCCAGAUCAUGCAACGGCUCUCACCAACCUCGCGUGGGUCCACCUCUUAGGCUACAUCCGAAAUGAUCUCGAAGACAUCGAUGCCACCACUUCCCUCUUCCGCGACGCCCUUGCAUUGCGUCCGCAGCACCAUCCCGAUCAUCCCUCAUCUCCAUAUAAUCUUACCGAAGCACUGACUUGGCACCACAUCAAGAAAAGUACUGCUACCGACAUCCGCGAAGCCGCCCAACUCUAUCAUGAACUACUGCCUCUCUGUCCAGAGGACACCUACCUUCCUAACAUCGCGGCAGGCAAUGGCGUCAAUUAUCACGGUAGCAUCGAUGAUCUUGACACGAGCAUACAACUCGGUCGUGAGGCCGUGUCUCUGUGCCUCGAGGUACAUGCUGACCGCGAUACCUACCUGAACAACUUGGCCUCUUCACUCACGUCACGCUUCCGUCAUCAAGGCAAACCUAAUGACCUCAAUGAGGCUAUCUCUUUGCAUGAAGAGGCACUGACGUUGCACCCACCUAGGCAUCCAUGUCGUGACACCACGCUCAACAACCUUGCCAUCGCGCUCGACACUAGAUAUCGCAAAUCGCAUGUUAGUGAGGACCUUAACGAGGCCAUUGGUUUGUAUCGCGAAUCCAUUCGGUUAAGAAGGCUUGACCUUCCACAGCGCAAUGUAACUCUUCACAAUUUGAGCUCGGUGCUCUGUUUUCGUUUCACGCAAACUCAGAAGAAUGAAGAUGUCGAGGAGGCCAUUACUCUUUGCCAACAAUAA